This is a messenger RNA of Saccostrea echinata, 4074 nucleotides long. RefSeq names its product protogenin-like. The transcript is spliced from 21 exons. Gene Ontology annotation, biological process: axon guidance; cell-cell adhesion. Gene Ontology annotation, molecular function: protein binding. Bases 217 to 4074 code for a protein of 1285 amino acids. Gene Ontology annotation, cellular component: axon; plasma membrane. NCBI's taxonomy places the organism in Eukaryota, Metazoa, Mollusca, Bivalvia, Ostreida, Ostreidae. The record is from RefSeq and is a predicted model, not a curated record.
CGAUGCGCAAAAACUGCAGACCGUGCAACAAGCCAGUCAAAAGGACAUUCUUUACACCAACACGUUAAAAGUCUCGAGCUCAUCAACCGAGAAACAAGGAAACAUCUGUGUCGACGUAACCUAGAUCCGAAAUGCCAGGGUCCACUUUACAGAAAUCUGCACCCCCACCCUGCGACUAGCGGCCCGCGCGAGCUUUGUCGUAGUGCAGACGAUCAAAUGCAGGCCGCACAUACAACCCGCAUGUCUAACACUGUGAAAUAUUUAAACAUGGAUUCUCUUCUCCAGAUGUGUGUGUGUAUUCUGUUGUCUGGGACCCUUUCGUGUAGGGCCUCAAGCAUACCAAGUUAUGAAGUGAUAAAGAAUACCCCUAAAGUUGUUGAAGUCCUUCAGAAUUCUCCUCUGUUACUGAACUGCACAGAUUCUAUGACUUGGUGGACUGAAUCAGGGGUUAAGUACUCAUGGUUCAAGGAUGGUAAGAUUGUGACAUCAGACCAAAGAGUGACAGUGAGCCAGAAUGGGUCUUUAUACAUCCCAAGUACUAAAAAGAAGAAAAGACGGGGCUGGGAUGAUGAAGGACUCUAUGAGUGUCACAUGACCGUUCCCAUGGGAACAGUGAUUGGAAGGAGCGUAAAGAUAAAGAUAAUACGAAUUUCAAAGUCAUUUAUCAAAGUUCCCAAGAACCAGGUGGUAGAUCCAGGGGGUGUGGCUAGAUUUGAGUGUCAACUGAAAGCCAAACUGCCCAUCCAGGUCAGGAAAUAUAUAUGGAAUAAGAAUAGAAGACAACUUCCCGCAAACAACAGGUACACAGAGCUGCCUACUGGAGUCCUACAGAUACACGGUGUACAGGUAUCUGAUGAGGGGCCUUAUUCCUGCUCAGUGUUAAUCACACUGGGUGAAAAAGUGGAAGACCUACAUCUAGCAGUGUUUAGACACAGCAGAGAGGCAGAACUCACUGUCCGCAAUGAAACAUUACUCGAAGCAAAAAAAUCUAGAGCUCCAAAGAUAGUGUAUGUAAAUGAAAAAGUAAAUUCAACAGUGGGAAGCUCAGCCAUAUUGGAGUGCCAAGCAGAUGGCAAUCCGACGCCUACUAUAUCAUGGCAGAAAGUCAAUAUGGAUGACCAGUCAAAAGGGGAAUCAGUUGAGGAUGGGCAUAGAGUGAGGCAAGUAGGGAUGGGUAAUCUCAAGUUUACAAAGGUCAUUGAGACAGACAGUGGAUUAUACAGGUGUGUGGCAGCAGCUCCAGGAUUCAACAACAGCUCAGCUCUAGUUACACUCCGUGUCAGCUAUCCUCCCACCCUGCUGAAGACACCCAGCAGUGGCAACUUUCUAGUGGCCAACAGAAUCAGGUUAUACUGUAGUGCCCAGGGCAGACCCACCCCCUCCAUCACAUGGUAUCACAAUGGACAGAGACUACAGGAGGAUGCUGGACACGUUGUGUUUAAAGACAACAAUGGUCAGUUAGUGAUAGAGAGCCGAGUGUCGGAUUCUGGAUUUUACCAGUGUAUUGCUGAAAAUCCAUAUGGAUCUGAAACAUCCACAGCCAGGAUCCAGGUCACCCUAGGCAAGAAUGCUCCCUCUCCCCCGAGGCUUGUAGAGGCGAGGCCAGUAUCAGAGUCCCAGAUUCUCCUGUCCUGGGAACCCUCUGUCUGCUGUGAUGUGUUUGUGUACACAGUCCAUUAUAAAUGGAUUGUCCCAGACACAAAUGAGGAGAGAUCAGAACAAAUGGUAGAACAGAGUAACCAGUAUCUCGUACAGCAGCUGUUACCAUACACCACAUACCACUUCUAUAUACGGGCCUACAACAGCGACUUCUCCAGCGAGAAUUCCGCAGUGGUGUCUGCCACCACAUUACAGUCAGUUCCUAGUGCUGCCCCCAAAAUCCAGACUUCAAGUCUUAGUGUGGGAACCAUCACAAUUGACUGGUCCCCACUGUUAAAGUCAGAAAGAAGAGGGGUGAUCUCAAGAUACAAAAUCUAUAGUCGGUUACACGGAGAAAACCUACAAAAGGUGGAAGAGAUUCACAACGACACACUCACUUACACCAUAAAAGGUCUUCUGCCAGACAGAGUUUACAGUGUACGGGUGUUAGCGGGGACAGAAGUAGGGUACCCUGUACUGACGGAGGACAAAUGGCCCUGGGUGUCACAGAAAACCUUAUCUAAAGACAACUCCAGCCCAGUAAUACCAGCUCCAGAUUUAGAAGUGGUGCCCCUCAAUAACUCAGCAGUUCAGAUCUCCUGGGAAGUCAGUAAUUCCUCAAUGGAGGCCCGUGGGUACCAGCUUUACAUUAAAAGGAAAAUAGGCCCUCCAAUGACAAGAAGUAUACAGCUCCCCAUAGAAUCCAACUUCACAGUCAUCAGCCAUCUCCAAAACAGGAUUUACUAUGAGGCGGUGCUGGAGGUGCUGGGAGAGAAUGAAACUCUGGGUAAGGCCAACUGUUUAUUCCAGGUCCUCAGUCCGCUGAGGUCACCAGAACCUCCCCCUCCAAUGGACGUCAGGGUAUUCGCCAAGUCGCCUCAAUCAGUGUCCCUCAACUGGACUCAGCCCCACUGGGAGCAAGGGAUCAGCUAUUACACUGUCCGCUAUCACAUCAGUAAUGACGACCGCAAAAUCAUGUAUGAGAGGAGUGAUUCCCAGAACUACACACUCCAGGACCUUACCCCGUACACCACAUACACCAUCUCAGUCAGAUCCCACUCCCCACAGACCACGGGACCAUUCAGUACCCCCCAGGACAUCACCACGCUAGAAGAUGUCCCCAGCCCCCCAGAGGAUGUGACACUGUACCCUCUCAGUGAGGAUGAGGUCCAGCUGAUGUGGAAUCCUCCCAUUAAGAAAAAUGGGGUCAUUGUGUUCUACAUCAUACAGUACCAUCAACACCAGAACGAUCCUGACUUCCUGUGGAGCUCCAUACACAGUAACGGUACGAUGACCCAGGCGGUAGUGAAAGACCUGACCAGCACAGUUUACUUCUUCAAGUUGAGGGCGUGCACAACUGCAGGUCAGGGGCCACCCUCCAGUGUGGUGAAGGUGGUGCUCAGUCCAUGUAGCAUGCCAUGUGACGGCCGCAACUCCUCCCCUCCAGUCUCCCCCCGGUCCAAUAUGUCUGACAGUUUUCUGAGGGACCAGAGACUAGGGAUAGUGGUCGGUUGUGCUAUUGGACUGACCAGCAUCAUUGUGUGUAUCCUGGUGAUUGUUCUCAGACAAAGGCAUUACGCAAACCUGUACCGACAUUCCACCAGGACCGUCACUAACCCAGAAAUCAGGUCGCGCUAUCAACAACAGAGUUACCAGCUCCCCGAGGCCCACAGACUUAUUCUGAUGGAGGGACAAAACAAAGAUGGUGGGAGUGGAGGAGCUUUUUUGUCCAGCACUGGGAAACUCCUAGCUUUGACUUCCACUACCAGACAUACAGACAAACUCAACACAGACACAGAACAGGAGCCUGGGGAGCAUGCCUGUCUUCUAUGGCACCAUCAGGGACUGCAUCAUGUCCACAGUGAUGGAAACCAGUCUCUAUCCAAUGAUAGUGGAGCUAGCCUGUCAUGUGACAUAAGGGGUGUGUCUCCUGAAUCCUCUAGUGAAAGACAUGCUGACAGCACAUGGGGCUCAUCAAGGGGAAACAGUUGUUUGGUGGAGGCCUCGGGUGGGGCAUCUAACAGGUCAAAUGGUCAUGAGAACAGUCCUGAUACAGACAGGGGAGAUAACCUUUACAGUGACACCAUGAUCAGUCAAAGUGAUGAAUUGCUGAAGAAAAUGAUGCAAGCUACUUCAGCAGACCCACUAUCAUUGAACACAGACAGAUUGGUACAGGCUACAUCAGUCGACCGGCUCUCACUCAACACAGACACAUCCUGCAAGGUAAAUCCUACUUCAAAUCGGGACACCCCAGAGAGGCCACAUUCACCAAUAGAAGGAGGUGCUAGUGUGUGUACAUCAAACCAAGCUGAAUCAACAGAGUAUUACACAAACUCUAGAAAUCAAGAAACUGUCGAAGAGGACGACCUGACACAGUCCUUCAAAUGUGGGUCAAAGUCUACUGACCACAUGUCACAGUCCACUGAACAUGUGUAA